ACUUCGCGGCACAGACUGCACCUCGCAGUCUCCCCAGGUUCGCGCAGCCGCAGCGCUUCAGCCAGACUGAUCUUAAUGUUAACUUGGAACAACAGGAUGGCUGAUGGCUAAGUGGAUUUGAAGAUUAUCCAAAAUAGUUAAUACUGGGAUCUUCAGUGGCAGGAGAAGGAGUAAUCAGAAGACGGAGAUGAAUUUUAACACUAUUUUGGAGGAGAUUCUUAUUAAAAGAUCACAGCAGAAAAAGAAGACAUCGCCCUUAAACUACAAAGAGAGACUUUUUGUACUUACAAAGUCCAUGCUAACCUACUAUGAGGGUCGAGCAGAGAAGAAGUACAGAAAGGGGUUUAUUGAUGUUUCAAAAAUCAAGUGUGUGGAAAUAGUGAAGAAUGAUGAUGGUGUCAUUCCCUGUCAAAAUAAGUAUCCAUUUCAGGUCAUUCAUGAUGCUAACACACUUUACAUUUUUGCACCUAGUCCACAAAGCAGGGACCUGUGGGUGAAGAAGUUAAAAGAAGAAAUAAAGAGCAACAAUAAUAUUAUGAUUAAAUAUCAUCCUAAAUUCUGGACAGAUGGAAGUUAUCAGUGUUGUAGACAAACUGAAAAAUUAGCACCUGGAUGUGAAAAAUACAAUCUUUUUGAGAGCAGUAUAAGAAAAGCACUACCUCCAGCACCAGAAACAAAGAAGCGAAGGCCUCCCCCACCAAUUCCACUGGAAGAAGAUAAUAGUGAAGAAAUCGUUGUAGCCAUGUAUGAUUUCCAAGCGACAGAAGGACAUGAUCUCAGAUUAGAGAGAGGCCAAGAAUAUCUCAUUUUAGAAAAGAAUGAUGUUCAUUGGUGGAGAGCAAGGGAUAAAUAUGGGAAUGAAGGAUAUAUCCCAAGUAAUUAUGUAACGGGAAAGAAAUCAAACAACUUAGAUCAAUAUGAAUGGUAUUGCAGAAAUAUGAAUAGAAGCAAGGCAGAGCAACUCCUCCGCAGUGAAGAUAAAGAAGGUGGUUUUAUGGUAAGGGAUUCCAGUCAACCAGGCUUAUACACAGUCUCCCUUUAUACCAAGUUUGGAGGAGAAGGUUCAUCGGGUUUCAGGCAUUAUCAUAUAAAGGAAACAACAACAUCUCCAAAGAAGUAUUACCUAGCUGAAAAACAUGCUUUUGGCUCCAUUCCUGAGAUUAUCGAAUAUCAUAAGCACAAUGCAGCAGGACUUGUCACCCGGCUUCGGUACCCAGUUAGUGUGAAAGGGAAGAAUGCACCCACCACUGCAGGAUUCAGCUAUGAGAAGUGGGAGAUUAACCCUUCAGAACUGACCUUUAUGAGGGAAUUGGGAAGUGGACUGUUUGGAGUGGUGAGGCUUGGCAAAUGGCGAGCCCAGUACAAAGUUGCAAUCAAAGCUAUUCGGGAAGGUGCCAUGUGCGAGGAGGACUUUAUAGAAGAAGCUAAAGUGAUGAUGAAACUGACACACCCGAAGUUAGUGCAGCUUUAUGGUGUAUGCACCCAGCAGAAACCAAUAUACAUUGUUACCGAGUUCAUGGAAAGGGGCUGCCUUCUGAAUUUCCUCCGACAGAGACAAGGUCAUUUCAGUAGAGACGUGCUGCUGAGCAUGUGUCAGGAUGUGUGUGAAGGGAUGGAGUAUCUGGAGAGAAACAGCUUCAUCCACAGAGAUCUGGCUGCCAGAAAUUGUCUAGUAAGUGAGGCGGGAGUUGUAAAAGUAUCUGAUUUUGGAAUGGCCAGGUAUGUUCUGGAUGAUCAGUAUACAAGUUCUUCUGGUGCUAAGUUUCCUGUGAAGUGGUGUCCACCUGAAGUGUUUAAUUACAGCCGCUUCAGCAGCAAAUCAGAUGUCUGGUCAUUUGGUGUUUUAAUGUGGGAAGUAUUCACAGAAGGCAGAAUGCCCUUCGAAAAAUAUACCAAUUAUGAAGUGGUAACCAUGGUUACUCGAGGCCACCGACUCUACCAGCCGAAGUUGGCAUCCAACUAUGUAUAUGAAGUGAUGCUGAGAUGUUGGCAGGAGAAACCAGAGGGAAGGCCUUCUUUUGAAGAUCUGCUGCGCACAAUAGAUGAACUAGUUGAAUGUGAAGAAACUUUUGGAAGAUAAGUGAUGUAACCAGUGGCUCCCAGAUUCCAAAGCGCAAGGAAGGAUGGGCACUUUGUGGCUUUUAAUUUAUUGAGCACUUGGACAUGUAGAUGAUUUUACUUGUAAAGUGGAAACACAUAAAGAAUUUGCUUCUAGACGGAAUCUCCCAGAGUGUUUCCACUUAGAAACACUCUGUUGCCUUAGAAAUGGUGAUUAAAAUCACUCAUUUCUAUUCAUUCCUCAGGCACUUGAGUGACAGUUGUUUACCAGGCUCUGUGUAUAGCCCCAGGGUUUGGCCAUUUAGGGGUGCACACAUGGGACCAUGUUAGCUGAUGCCAGUUGAAGGCCAGGGUAUUUGGGUAUUAGAGUCAUGACCCAGCAACCCUUCUUUUUCCCUUUGACUUCUACAGAAAUCUGGGCCUGAGACAUUGUCUACAAUUGGGUUCUAGAUAAAUCAGGAACCCACCUAAAUAAGUACCCAUUUUUGUUUUGAAAACAUCUCAGUUUUCAAGACUGCUCUUAGUAUUACAUGAACAAUAUUUGUAUGCUGUGUAUAUUGUAAAUAUAUGUAAUAUAUAAAGUUAUAUAUUUAUAAGAAACACGA
Messenger RNA from Rhinopithecus roxellana (golden snub-nosed monkey), 2663 nucleotides. It is a transcript of the gene TEC, whose product is annotated as tec protein tyrosine kinase. The record is from RefSeq and is a predicted model, not a curated record. Bases 188 to 2080 code for a protein of 630 amino acids. Gene Ontology annotation, molecular function: non-membrane spanning protein tyrosine kinase activity; protein binding; ATP binding. Gene Ontology annotation, biological process: adaptive immune response; B cell receptor signaling pathway; T cell receptor signaling pathway. NCBI's taxonomy places the organism in Eukaryota, Metazoa, Chordata, Mammalia, Primates, Cercopithecidae. The transcript has 19 exons.